CUAAUUUUUACCUUUUUAUUUCCCAGGAUCCCGUUCUAUUCUAGAAGACACAUGGACUAAAAGAAAUAGGGGCACCAGGUGAGGCCCUCUGGCUGUCCUCUCUGCUGAGACCUGACUGCUGAUUGGAGCCGGCCUGGUGUUCGUAUAGGUGUGUGUGAGGAGAUGAAGUCCAGUAUGCGUCAGUGGCGGAGGCUGGUGUUGGUGGGCAUGUUGGCAUGGGCCCUCCUCUUCCUGGUUCUGCUAUCCUACUUCCUAGAUGCCCGCGUGGACAACGAGGCCCUGACCUCCGCCGGCUCUUCACUCUCCCAGCAUCCUGACACACGGCGCUUGUCUUCCAUCCAAGCCGCCUCCCACCAGCAGCACCACUCCAUCAUGGGCUCCCGACCCGAACCCGCCUACACCACCUUUAGCACCAUCUACCCAGACCCUAACUCUAACCAUUACCCAGACUCCGAAGCAGAGCCUAGCCCCACUUUCACCACCCCAGAGCCUGGCCUGGAGCUGAGCCAGAGCUCAGACAGCGGUCCCUACGGGACCAGCCAYGAGGGGGAGGGGGGCAGCCGACAGCAGCAGGACUACCUGGACCCCCAGACCCUGGCUGCAUGGUCCUCCUUUGGCACGGAGAAUGUGGGUUCCCACUCCGACCAGGCGGUGACCCGCAGCCGUGAGAGAACCGCCUGGACCCCCUCCGAUGCUGACUGGGGGCCCAACCGAACCAAGCGCAGAUCCUCACGUGAGGACGAAGAGGAGGAGGAGGAGGGGGUUCAGACGAAUAACAGCCACAGGAGGAGGACCACAGUGUGGGGGCGUAGGGGGAAGAGAGAUGGGUGGGGAAAAGAGGAUGAUUUAGAGGAGUACUACUUCUCCAAGUCGGCCUCGGUGGUGCAGCGACUUUGGCGGGGAAGUGUCUCCUCUGGAAUGCUGUCCCCGCGGCUGCAGCGCGCUAUGCGUGACUACCUGAGCGCCAACAAACACCACGUGACCUAUAAAGGAGGCAGACGGGCCGCCCAGAGCUCCAGGGAACUGCUGUGUGAGCUGAAGGACCAGGCCAGGCUGAGAACACUGGACGGGUCCGAGCAGCCCUUCUCCUCGCUGGGCUGGGCCCAUCUGGUGCCGAGCCUGGCCCUGGAGCAACUCUACAGACAGGGGGGCCAGAGGGGCUUCAGGAGCUGUGCUGUGGUGACCUCUGCUGGGGCUAUUCUGCACUCAGGCCUGGGGAAGGAGAUCGAUUCCCAUGAUGCAGUUCUGCGGUUCAACGCUGCGCCUACAGAGGGCUACGUGAGAGAUGUGGGGAACAAGACCACCAUCCGCAUCAUCAACUCACAGAUCCUGGCCAAUCCCAAGAACCGCUUCAACACCAGCUCCCUGUAUAAGAAGGUGACUCUGGUGGCCUGGGACCCUGCUCCGUACGCUGUCAACCUGCACAAGUGGUAUGCCAGUCCAGACUAUAACCUGUUCAGUCCAUAUGUGGAGCACCGGCGGUUCCACCCCACCCAGCCCUUCUACGUCCUCCACCCCAAAUAUGUGUGGCAGCUCUGGGACGUCAUCCAGGGCAACACCCAGGAGACCAUCCAGCCCAACCCACCCUCCUCAGGGUUCAUAGGCAUCCUUCUGAUGAUGGCGCUGUGUGAAGAGGUCCACGUGUACGAGUACAUCCCCUCGCUGCGACAGACAGACCUGUGCCACUACCACGAGCGCUACUACGAUGCAGCCUGCACCCUGGGGGCGUACCACCCACUGCUUUACGAGAAGAGCCUGGUGCAGCGCAUCAACACAGGCCCCGAGCGAGACCUGAAGAGGAAGGGCCGCGUCACCCUCCCUGGCUUCAGCACCGUCAACUGUGACCUCUGAACUAUCAACUUAUGAAAUCUGACCCUUAAAAGAAGCCACAUGUGGAACCACCACAACCCCACAGGACAAAGGGAAAACAGUGCAAUAAUAACCCUCUGACCUCUGGGGGAACUCGGAGGGAACCACGUAGAACAGUCGAGAACCCAAGCCAUAGCCCCUCUGUGUGGGAUGGGAUCAAACCGGAGGGUGAAGGUCUAGUAUAACUACAUUUAUUUCAGGACCUUUGAACAGAACCCAGAUGGGGUGAAACCCAGCCUUCCUUAGAGGAUAAUGGACCCAAGACGGCCUGAAGUGACUAUCUCCCGAUCUCUGCCAUUGCUGAGCCGGAAGAGAAGAGAGCUGUAUAGUGUAGCAAUAGAUUAGUGUUAUUAGAUUCGUUUUUUGUUUAUAUACAGUACCAGUCAAAAGUUGGACUCAACUACUCAUUACAGGGUUUUUCUUUAUUUGUACUA
Molecule: messenger RNA, 2303 nt
Organism: Salvelinus sp. IW2-2015
Lineage: Eukaryota; Metazoa; Chordata; Actinopteri; Salmoniformes; Salmonidae
Product: beta-galactoside alpha-2,6-sialyltransferase 2-like
Biological process (GO): sialylation
Cellular component (GO): Golgi apparatus
Molecular function (GO): beta-galactoside alpha-2,6-sialyltransferase activity
Source: RefSeq, a predicted model, not a curated record